Molecule: messenger RNA, 1972 nt
Organism: Elgaria multicarinata webbii
Lineage: Eukaryota; Metazoa; Chordata; Lepidosauria; Squamata; Anguidae
Gene: KLHL14
Product: kelch like family member 14
Exons: 8
Coding region: 1-1902 (633 amino acids)
Cellular component (GO): neuronal cell body; cytoplasm; neuron projection
Molecular function (GO): protein binding
Source: RefSeq, a predicted model, not a curated record
AUGUCCAGGUCCGGGGACAGGACGUCUACCUUCGACCCCAGCCAUAGCGACAACCUGCUUCACGGCCUCAACCUGCUGUGGAGGAAGCAGCUCUUCUGCGACGUGACCCUGACAGCCCAAGGCCAGCAGUUCCAUUGCCACAAGGCCGUGCUGGCCUCGUGCUCGCAGUACUUCCGAUCGCUCUUCUCCAGCACCGGCGGCGGCGGCGGCGGCGGAGGGGGCGGCGGCGGGGGGAGCGGGCACCACCACCACCAUCACCCUCUGGGCGUCGGACCGGGCGCUCAGGACGGCCUGCCCCCCAAAGAGCAGCAGCAGCAGGAGGAGCCCGGCACGCCCUCCUCCUCCCCGGAGGAUAAGCUGUUGGCCAGCCCCAGGGCCAUCAACAACCUGGUGCUGCAAGGCUGCUCGUCGAUCGGGCUACGUCUGGUGCUCGAGUACCUGUACACGGCCAACGUGACCCUGUCCCUGGACACGGUGGAGGAGGUGCUGUCGGUCAGCAAGAUCCUGCACAUCCCGCAGGUCACCAAGCUGUGCGUGCAGUUCCUCAACGACCAGAUCUCGGUACAGAACUACAAGCAAGUGUGCAAGAUCGCCGCUUUGCACGGCCUCGAGGAGACCAAGAAACUGGCCAACAAGUACCUGGUGGAAGACGUGCUGCUGCUCAACUUCGAGGAGAUGCGUGCCCUGCUCGACUCGUUGCCUCCCCCGGUGGAGUCGGAGCUGGCGCUCUUCCAGAUGUCCGUGCUGUGGCUGGAGCACGACCGCGAGACCCGCAUGCAAUACGCUCCGGACCUCAUGAAGCGCCUCCGCUUCGCCCUUAUCCCGGCCCCGGAGCUCGUCGAGCGGGUCCAGUCGGUGGAUUUCAUGCGUACCGACCCCGUUUGCCAGAAGCUGCUUCUGGACGCCAUGAACUACCACCUGAUGCCCUUCAGGCAGCACUGCAGGCAGAGCCUGGCCAGCAGAAUUCGCUCCAACAAGAAAAUGCUUUUAUUGGUUGGAGGACUGCCUCCUGGACCUGACCGGCUACCCAGCAAUUUGGUUCAGUAUUAUGAUGAUGAAAAGAAGACAUGGAAAAUACUGACAAUUAUGCCGUAUAAUAGUGCCCAUCAUUGUGUUGUGGAAGUAGAAAAUUUCUUGUUCGUAUUGGGAGGAGAAGACCAGUGGAAUCCUAACGGGAAGCACAGUACAAACUUCGUCAGCCGGUAUGAUCCUAGGUUUAACAGCUGGAUACAACUUCCACCCAUGCAAGAGAGGAGAGCCAGUUUUUAUGCCUGUCGGCUUGAUAAGAACUUGUAUGUGAUUGGUGGGAGAAAUGAAACUGGCUAUUUGUCAAGUGUGGAAUGCUAUAAUUUAGAGACAAAUGAAUGGCGUUACGUAUCUUCCCUACCACAGCCCUUAGCAGCACAUGCAGGAGCUGUACACAAUGGCAAAAUCUAUAUUUCAGGUGGUGUCCAUAAUGGUGAAUAUGUUCCCUGGCUCUAUUGCUAUGACCCUGUAAUGGAUGUCUGGGCUAGAAAACAAGACAUGAACACAAAGCGAGCCAUCCAUACAUUGGCUGUAAUGAAUGAUCGACUGUAUGCAAUUGGAGGAAAUCAUUUAAAAGGUUUUUCACACCUUGAUGUCAUGCUUGUCGAAUGCUAUGACCCAAAAGGCGACCAAUGGAAUAUUUUGCAGACUCCUAUUUUAGAGGGUCGCAGUGGUCCUGGAUGCGCAGUUCUUGAUGACAGCAUUUACCUUGUAGGAGGCUACAGCUGGAGUAUGGGAGCCUACAAAUCUUCUACUAUUUGUUACAGUCCUGAGAAAGGAACCUGGACAGAGCUUGAAGGAGAUGUAGCCGAGCCCCUUGCAGGCCCUGCUUGUUCUACUGUCAUACUACCUGCGUGUGUGCCGUACAACAAAUAAUACACUGGAAGUACUGAAAAGGACACUGUUACCUUCUGGAAAGGAAUGAUGGGUGGCAUAAAUAUUUUAG